AUGGUCUCCUCUAUGAUCUCUAUGAUCUCCUCUAUGAUCUCCUCUAUGAUCUCUAUGGUCUCUAUGAUCUCUAUGAUCUCCUCUAUGAUCUCCUCUAUGAUCUCUAUGAUCUCCUCUAUGAUCUCCUCUAUGAUCUCUAUGAUCUCCUCUAUGGUCUCCUCUAUGAUCUCCUCUAUGGUCUCCUCUAUGAUCUCUAUGGUCUUCUCUAAGGAUGAACACUGCUGGCCAGCUCUGCCUGUCUGUGCUGUGCUCCCUGCUGGCGUGGGUGGUGGGGCUCCCGGAGGGCCCGUUCGGCCCCUGCUCCUCCUUGGUGUCGGGGGUGCUGUACGGCUCCUUCUCCCUGCGGGACCUCUUCCCGGGCCCCCUGUCCCUGGCCACCGGCUGCUCGUGGACGGUGGAGAACCCGGACCCCACCAAGUACUCCUCUACUUCCGCUUCAACCAGCAUCCGGAGGUUUGCCACGGCUUCUCCCCCGCCGUGCUGCCGCUCGAUCACUACCUGGCCAACCAGACGUGCGCCCCCACCGGGCAGCCGCUGGACCCCGAGGCCGUGGAACUGUGCCGGAGCCCGGCGCCUCACACCUUCCUCCAGUUCGACAAGAACUUCGUGCAGCUGUGCCUGACGGCGCAGCCGCCGACGCAUCCCGUUGCCGAGGCGACCAAGGAUGCCGACGGCUACGGUGACAGUGGCGGCGGUGACCGAGGAGAGGAUGACGGUUCCCGGGAGCAGAGGAGGGAGCGGGCGACGGCGGCGCCGACGGCGAGACCGCUGGUCGGCUUGGAAACGCUGGACUUCCGCCUGGUGGAGGUGCUGCUGAUCAACAACGAGAACUCGUCACGGUUCACGUGCGGCGUGCUGUGCCGCUGGUUCGAGGAGUGUGUGCUCAUGUCCGGCAGGCAGCCGGAGGACGGCUGCAGCAUCACGCAGACGGGGUGUGUUUGCCCCAAUGCUGGCCCCCCCGCCACGGACACCCUGCCCCCGGAACCCCCCCACAACUACACACACUACCCCGUCUCCAACGUCCUCCUCACCCCGCCCGAUGACUGCUGCGUCACCCAGACACACCCCAACAACGCUAUCGCCAUAGCGCCCAGGGAUGUACGCCAAGACCCUGACGAUGAGGACCAGAAGGUAAAGACUCAGCGACCACGAUCAGCUGACCAACCAGGAGUGUUCCAGGCCCAGACAGGGGACCCCGCGGCAGAGGAGUGGUCUCAGUGGAGUGUGUGUUCCCUGACCUGUGGCCAGGGCUGGCAGGUGCGCACGCGCUCGUGUGUGUCCUCUCCGUACGGGACGCUGUGCAGCGGUCCGCUCCGGGAGACGCGCCAGUGCAACAACACUGCCACCUGCCCAGGUGAGCCAAGGCACCAAUCAGUCCAGGGGCUGUGGGAGGAGUGGUCGUCAUGGAGCCUGUGUUCCGUCACGUGCGGCCGUGGUUCUCGCACGCGGAGCCGGAGCUGCGUUGAGCCCCAGCACUCUAGCGCCACCUGCAGGGGGCCUGAGGUGCAGUCCAAACUCUGCAAUAUAGCCGUGUGCCCUGGUCAGUAA
This is a messenger RNA of Clupea harengus (Atlantic herring), 1548 nucleotides long. It is a transcript of the gene adgrb2, whose product is annotated as adhesion G protein-coupled receptor B2-like. The transcript has 6 exons. The record is from RefSeq and is a predicted model, not a curated record. Gene Ontology annotation, cellular component: plasma membrane. Bases 1 to 1548 code for a protein of 515 amino acids. Lineage: Eukaryota; Metazoa; Chordata; Actinopteri; Clupeiformes; Clupeidae. Gene Ontology annotation, biological process: negative regulation of angiogenesis; cell surface receptor signaling pathway; G protein-coupled receptor signaling pathway. Gene Ontology annotation, molecular function: G protein-coupled receptor activity.